AACCUGAAUGUUAAUGUGGAGUUCACAUAUUUCACACACAUGGUGUUUUAAAAUUCACUGAAGUUGAUCUACAAAUUUUUUGUGAAUUUAUGAGGAUAUUUAGGAGCAAUUUUGCAAACGUAACAAAAUAUUCAGGAUGAAAUGAAUUGAAACAAAUGGUCUAGGCUUUUAUUUUGAAAAUUGCAAGACGUACUUGACGAGUGAGCUAUCCGGAAGUGCCGGUUUGUUUUGCUGAUGUAUAAAAGCUAGUGUGGCUCUUCUGGCUUAUGAUUUCUAGAAUUUGACCACUUUAUUGUCAGUUAAGCAAACAGUUUCAAGCAAGAUUUCAGCCAGGAAGACGACAGAAAACAGGUCUUCUAGACGUCUAUGACGUUCAAAGGAAAAUUGACGUGUGGAGUUUGCUAAUGUGGCUAACAUUAGCUUCCAGGUUUGACUGAAGAAGUUCUGGAACAGCUGGAAGGAUGUCUAAACUGGAACGGUUGAAUGCCCGUGUGUCCAAACUGUUGACUGAAGCGGUGCAGGAGGUUCUGGAGGUGGUGAAGGAGACGGUGAUGGAGUACCAGCAAAAAGUUGUCCGAACACAACGAGAAAACGAUAGUCUGAAAAGAAGAGUGUGUGAGCUUCAGGAAAGGAUACCCAGAGAAAAUGCAGAUGUUUUGCCUCCAGUUGAGCCAUCACCUAAAGAUGGUGAUCAAACUCAGGACUCAAGCUUGUGUCAGACCCAUAAUCUAAAUGUCCAUGUGACCACUGUGAUCAGUGAUGAAAGUAACCAUGAUGGGAUGAAGCAGGAAUUGAGAGAACGACACGUGGAUACUCAUUCAGGAGGAGACCGUUUCAAAGCACAGCCAGAAACUAAAUCAUGUCAGGAUGCUGAAACUGUCCACAUGUUCCUGUCUUUUCACAGAGACAUGAGGACGGUGUCAUCCAACAGUGUGUGCACCUCUUACCCCAGCUCCCUCCUAUCAUUAGCUGCCAUCAAAAGAGAAAGUGAACAGUCAGCGAGCACAACAUCUGAGGAGUCAGCUCAGGAACAAAGCUCCAGAGGUGUGGAUUUAAGCUCCAGCUCUUUUCCUCACACCUCUGACACCCGCCAGCCAAAAGUCAGUGCUGAACCUUUAUUUGUCAGUUCUAAUCCUGAUGUACACGGAAGUCAGGGUGGCUCAAAAACCAACGGGGUCACAUGUGACGGACAACAAAUCAGGACGCAGAAUCCGGGGAGAGACGACUUGCACUUCUGUGCUGUGUGCGGGAAAACCUUCAGCCGGGUGGGGAACCUGAGAAUACACCAGCGGUGUCACACUGGGGAGAAGCCGUAUGGCUGCGUGCAGUGUGGCAGGCGUUUCAGUCAGGCAGGGGACCUGAAGAAGCACAAGAGAGUUCACACGGGGGAGAAGCCAUACAGCUGCAGCCAGUGUGGGAAGAACUUUAGUCGAGGGGAGAAUCUCAAAAGACAUCAGAGGAUCCACAUUGGAGAGAGACUGCAGUUACAGCGAGCAUGGAGAGACCUGCAGUAGGCUUUUGUGUCUAAUCCAGUCACAACACUUUAUCGUGGAGGGGUCAUUUUUUAUUUGUCUUGGUGUUUUAGGAGACACUUGCAGAUUUUUCCCAUGUAAACUUCAGAGUGUGUGAACUACAGACUUAAACAUGAAGUUUACUGAUGAGUCGUUUUUACUUUAAAAAUAUAUAACUGGGUCACUUUGAGUUUAACAAGCAUGUUGAACAUGAAAAUAGUCUUUUGCCCCUUUCUCCAGCAUAUCCGCCGAUAGAAAAUAAACUGAAAUGCUAGGAUUAGAAAAACCUUCUGAUCUGUCACAUUUUAAAUUGGCUUUCAUGGACUCACCCAUGUUGGCUGAUGACGGGGACGGCUGUUGUUGGUUUAGCAUCCAGGAAACGGCAGGGAACGUCUUGGCUAGUAGAAGCUAACUGUUAGCCUUAGCAACUCUACAACACAGCACAUCUCCUACAGGUUUUGUUAGGUCAGUGUUGCAAAGCAAACAGAUGCAGCGGUAGGGUCGCAUUACUGUUAAACAAUCAGAGACGAGAUGUCCAAAUAUCAGGAAAUCCAGAUCCUGCUGUCUUCUGCUCCCCUCUCCUCUAGCUCAAUUCUAAUUCCUAAGACAGGAAUGCCAAAGCUUUAUUCCCAUGGAGAACAACUCGCAAGGCAUUCAUUCAUAAUAGAGAUCACUGCAAAUUGGUUGAAAAAACAAGUGAAUUUAGUCUUUAACUCUUUUACGUGGAUUUAUAUGCUCUUUGCAGAAAGUGUCACAAUCAUGUUUGUCAAUAAACCUACAAACACAGAGGCUCCUUACAGAGAUGCACUUCCAUAAAACUGGGCUGUCACCCUUAUUCUUUAGUAUUUGUGUAACUUUCUUUUUUGCAGACACUAUCAUGGGGUGUAAUUAAAUGGCUAAAAUAAAUCAGUGAGCAAAUUUCAGGGACAGAAGAAAGAAUUGUAAUUCAGAGUAUUAAUUUAUUGGCCGAUUUUUGUUUUUAACUAUUCUUUGUGAUAAAUGCUACCAACUACAGAUGUGAUUUAUCCCGUUGUCAGUAACAGAGUUCUUCUACAGCAGUGAUGGUUGGUUUCUAGUUUCAGCCUCUGAUUUUUAAUGAAUUAAACAAAGAGUAAACAGACUGUCAAACAUUCACUUUAUUUUGGCUAACUGGUUCCCAACCAGCACUGAUGUGAACACGAGAACCAGGUGUGUUAUUUGGUGGUAAAAGAGAAGCUUCAGAGUACUUAUUAAAGAGUUUAAUUACUUUAUAGGUACUGUUGGACUGACUUCUUGGUCGCUGGUUAAAAAUGUCUAAAUUUAAGCCGCAUGAUUACUUUAAAAAGCAACAUUUUACAGCCUGAAUGUUAGUAGAUAGUCAUAGAAGCAGAAGUAAUAAAUUAACCUAUAAACACA
Messenger RNA from Nothobranchius furzeri (turquoise killifish), 2906 nucleotides. RefSeq names its product zinc finger protein 568. Gene Ontology annotation, molecular function: RNA polymerase II cis-regulatory region sequence-specific DNA binding; DNA-binding transcription factor activity, RNA polymerase II-specific. The record is from RefSeq and is a predicted model, not a curated record. NCBI's taxonomy places the organism in Eukaryota, Metazoa, Chordata, Actinopteri, Cyprinodontiformes, Nothobranchiidae. Gene Ontology annotation, biological process: regulation of transcription by RNA polymerase II.